GGCCCGGGCGGGCCUCGUCUCAGCUAUCGGCAGCGGCGGCGCUGCGGGAGCUCCGGCGGCCGCGAUCCUAAUGGCUGCGCGCGGGCCGCGCUGAGCGCGGGCGGAGAGCGACGGGCGUGGGGCUGCGGAGAGCGAGAGCGAGCGCGGCCGGACCCUGGCCAGGCCCCGCCCGACCGGCCGAGCCCGCGAUGCGCCCCGGGGUCUCCCCCCGGCGCAGCUGACGCCGCGGCCCGCGGAGACCCCGGCCGGUCGGCCCCGAAGAGCGGCCACCCCGGCCCAGGCCGCGAUGGCGGGGAAGGCAGCCGCCCCGGGCACCGCGGUGCUGCUGGUCACGGCCAACGUGGGCUCGCUCUUCGACGACCCAGAAAACCUCCAGAAGAACUGGCUGCGGGAAUUUUAUCAGGUCGUGCACACGCACAGGCCGCACUUCCUGGCCCUGCACUGCCAGGAGUUCGGAGGGAAGAACUAUGAAGCCUCCAUGUCGCACGUGGACAAGUUCGUCAGAGAGCUGCUGUCCGGUGAUGCGAUGAAAGAGUAUAACAGGGCGCGGGUCUACCUGGAUGAAAACUACGAGUCCCAGGAACACUUCACGGCACUAGGAAGCUUUUACUUUCUUCACGAAUCCUUAAAAAACAUCUCCCAGUUUGACUUUAAAGCCAAGAAGUAUAAAAAAGUCACUGGUAAGGAGAUCUACUCAGACACGCUGGAGAGCACGCCCAUGCUGGAGAAAGAGAAGUUUCCGCAGGACUACUUCCCCGAGUGCAAGUGGUCGAGGAAAGGCUUCAUCCGGACGAGGUGGUGCCUUGCGGACUGUGCCUUCGACUUGGUGAACAUCCAUCUUUUCCACGAUGCUUCCAACCUGGUUGCCUGGGAGACCAGCCCUUCUGUGUACUCGGGGAUCCGGCACAAGGCCCUGGGCUACGUGCUCGACAGAAUCAUUGACCAGCGAUUCGAGAAAGCGUCCUACUUUGUCUUUGGCGAUUUCAACUUCCGACUGGAUUCCAAGUCCGUGGUGGAGACUCUCUGCACAAAGGCCACGAUGCAGACCGUCCGGGCCGCCGACACCAACGAGGUCGUGAAGCUGAUAUUCCGAGAGUCGGACAACGACCGGAAGGUGAUGCUCCAGCUCGAGAAGAAGCUCUUCGACUACUUCAACCAGGAGGUCUUCCGGGACGACAACGGCACCGCGCUCUUAGAAUUUGACAAAGAGCUGUCUGUCUUUAAGGACAGACUGUAUGAACUGGACAUCUCGUUCCCUCCCAGCUACCCAUACAGUGAGGACUCCAGCCAGGGCAGGCAGUACAUGAACACCCGGUGCCCCGCCUGGUGUGACCGUGUCCUUAUGUCCCCGUCCGCCAAGGAGCUGAUUCUGAGGUCGGAGAGCGAGGAGAAGGUUGUCACCUACGACCACAUCGGGCCCAGUGUCUGCAUGGGAGACCACAAGCCCGUGUUCCUGGCCUUCCGCAUGGCGCCCGGGGCAGGGAAGCGAUGCCAGCGCCACGAGGGGACCCCCGGCGAGACCUCCCUGCAGCACGAGGAGCCACGUGCUCCGACAGCUGCAUCGACAGACCCGCCUGAGCGCCACUGCUAGACGGCCGGCCCCACACGUCGCUUCAGCCCGGACGGCGCUCCGGACAAGCCUCACAUACCUCACUGUCGUGUCUGCUCGUGUGACAUCAAGUAGAAACAUUGGGAUUUUUUAAAUAAGUCACAGUCCUGUUGCCAAAACUCUAAUAGACAGCAAAGAGAUUCUGCAUUUUAGACUUCACGGUUUUCGAUUUUUAAUCAUUGUCAGCGUGGAGGAGCUUCUCCGGCGUAGAAACCCCACAGGGCUCGGAGUCCCCUCCGUGGCGGGGCGGCCGGGGCUCUGCCGGCCAGCGGCGUGGCCUCGCUCUCACUUCUGGGGGCCCCUGUUCCCUGUUAGUCACAUGGUUUCUGAAUCACACUGCGGCUGCUUUCCAUUUUUAUAUAUAUAAAUAUAUAUAAAUAUAUACUUUUUAAAAAUAAUUUAUAAACCUUACCAAAACUUACGCUAAAUAUACUUUCCAGUAUGAACGCUUAAGUGUCAUAUCAGCAGGUAGAAUUGGCGUCUAGGGGUUUGGUUACAUGCACGUCAACACACAAAGCUAUAAAACAAGUACUACGACCCAGCAGAGACGUCAGGGGUCAGACCGACCACAGCACGUCCAUACGAGCAGCUGGAGACUCCUAGGCCUUUUUCUGUCUCAUAUUAAGAACUGAAUGUGAAGUUUAUAGCUCGCUCGGGUGUACCUUUUAAGAAUUUUGUAAACCGUUUUGUCUGUCUUUUGUUACCGUUCUAUGGUGCCAAGUAUUCUACAUAAAACAAUAAUAUCAUGGGAGAAAUAAAAAUAGCUAGUCUGCUUCCGAUAGAAACUGCUUGUAAUGUGGCCUGUGUAUAAAAAUAUCCAGAGAAACAAGCUGUACGCGUCCUUGGACGCUGAACCUCUAACGACCUGUCGUAACCCUGCUGCACGUACUUGCUCCUGGCACCCGGCGGAGCCGUGAGAGGUGGUCCCAGGGCCCAUGGAUGAAACACAAACGAAUGUUUUAUUAACUUGCUUUAACACUACAGAACUCCUGGGCUGGGUGAAGGCGCUGGGUAGAAGCUUGCUUUAGAUAAAUCACAACCGUUGCAAGUGAGCUGGCGUCCACGUGCCGAACCUGUGUCCUUGACCGUACCGUCGGGGUCUGUGUCGAGCUGUGGUCGCCCUGCUCUGGCCGACUCACGGCGAUUCUGUGCAGCGGGGUUUCAGCUGUUGGUCACUCAGGAGGCCUUUGGAAAUGACCGCUCCGGUCCCUAAGCAAUAAAAUCGAUCGUGGUGAAAAUA
Orcinus orca (killer whale) is the source of this 2849-nucleotide messenger RNA. It is a transcript of the gene INPP5A, whose product is annotated as inositol polyphosphate-5-phosphatase A. Lineage: Eukaryota; Metazoa; Chordata; Mammalia; Artiodactyla; Delphinidae. The transcript is spliced from 16 exons. The coding region runs from base 287 to 1591 and encodes 434 amino acids. The record is from RefSeq and is a predicted model, not a curated record. Gene Ontology annotation, molecular function: inositol-polyphosphate 5-phosphatase activity. Gene Ontology annotation, biological process: phosphatidylinositol dephosphorylation.